Molecule: messenger RNA, 651 nt
Organism: Caenorhabditis elegans
Lineage: Eukaryota; Metazoa; Nematoda; Chromadorea; Rhabditida; Rhabditidae
Gene: srlf-5
Product: SXP/RAL-2 family protein Ani s 5-like cation-binding domain-containing protein
Exons: 2
Coding region: 4-588 (194 amino acids)
Source: RefSeq, marked reviewed
AAAAUGCUCUUUUAUCUCCUCUCUGCUAUAAUCUUCACCACUGUAGCUUCUGCUGCACUUACUUCUGCUCCUGCUCUAACAGUACAUGAAGCGGGGGGAGCGGUUUUCCAAAAUUUAACUGAAAAAGCUCUAUUUGACUAUUUCCAAAUCGGUUUCGAUCAGACAUUGACUAUUGCCGAGAGGGACCAAAAGAGCGCUGAAUGGGCGGAGAAGCACGGAAUUGCUGACAAAUGGGCUGUAUUCUAUUCAACGUGGCAAGCCAGAGAGGAAAAGUUUAACAAAAUAAAAACCACUGUAUUCGAAAGACUCCCAUCAACUUACAAAAAGCUUUCUGAGAUCAUUGCCAACAAAAAUCAAACCCUUUCUCAAGUUGGAACCGCAAUUCAAGAACUCGACGAAAAGUUCAACUUGGAAGUACAACUCAUCUUUAUUCUGUCGAAAAUUCUCAGACUAAAUGAGAAAAUUGUGAUGAACGGUGGACUGAAUGAAGUUGGAAAUGAGGCUACUGAAAAUUCGUUCAGAAGAAUGAGGGAUUUUGAGGGAAGAAGCAUGGAUGUGAAAGCUCUCAUGAUUCCAGGACCACUAUAAGCUAUAACUUUUUUUGGAAACAUUUUAAUGUUUGUAUAUUUGGAAAUAAACUAUUUACUUGAA